GGUUUUCCCCUCCCAUGUGCUCGACUGGCGCUAAAAGUUUGGAGCUUCUCAAAAGUCUAGAGCCACCAUCCAGGCAGCAGGUAGCUGCGGGGCUCCGGGGACACUUGGCGUCCGGGCUGGAAGCGUGCUUUCCAAGACGGUGACACGCUUCCCUGAGGAUUGGCAGCCAGACUGCCUUACGGGUCACUGCCAUGGAGGAGCCGCAGUCAGAUCCCAGCAUCGAGCCCCCUCUGAGUCAGGAAACAUUUUCAGACCUAUGGAAACUGUGAGUAGACCCAUGGGAGGGGCAGACCCACUGUCCCCACCCCAACCCCAGCCCCCUAGCAGAGGCCUGUGGGAAGCAAAAAAAAUCCAUGGGACUGACUUUUUGCUCUUGUCUUUCAGACUUCCUGAAAACAACGUUUUGUCCCCCUUGCCAUCCCAAGCGGUGGAUGAUUUGAUGCUAUCUCCGGAUGAUCUUGCACAAUGGUUAACUGAAGACCCAGGUCCAGAUGAAGCUCCCAGAAUGUCAGAGGCUGCUCCCCCCAUGGCCCCCACACCAGCAGCUCCUACACCGGCGGCCCCUGCACCAGCCCCCUCCUGGCCCUUGUCAUCCUCUGUCCCUUCCCAGAAAACCUACCACGGCAGCUACGGUUUCCGUCUGGGCUUCCUGCAUUCUGGAACAGCCAAGUCUGUGACUUGCACGUACUCCCCUGACCUCAACAAGAUGUUUUGCCAGCUGGCCAAGACCUGCCCCGUGCAGCUGUGGGUUGAUUCCACACCCCCGCCCGGCAGCCGCGUCCGCGCCAUGGCCAUCUACAAGCAGUCACAGCACAUGACUGAGGUCGUGAGGCGCUGCCCCCACCAUGAGCGCUGCUCAGACAGCGAUGGACUGGCCCCUCCUCAACAUCUUAUCCGAGUGGAAGGAAAUUUGCGUGUGGAGUAUUCGGAUGACAGAAACACUUUUCGACAUAGUGUGGUGGUGCCCUAUGAGCCGCCUGAGGUUGGCUCUGACUGUACCACCAUCCACUACAACUACAUGUGUAACAGUUCCUGCAUGGGCGGCAUGAACCGGAGGCCCAUCCUCACAAUUAUCACACUGGAAGACUCCAGUGGUAAUCUACUGGGACGGAACAGCUUUGAGGUGCGAGUUUGUGCCUGUCCUGGGAGAGACCGGCGCACGGAGGAAGAGAAUUUCCGCAAGAAAGGGGAGCCUUGCCACGAGCUGCCCCCUGGGAGCACUAAGCGAGCACUGCCCAACAACACCAGCUCCUCUCCCCAGCCAAAGAAGAAACCACUGGAUGGAGAAUAUUUCACCCUUCAGAUCCGCGGGCGUGAGCGCUUCGAGAUGUUCCGAGAGCUGAAUGAGGCCUUGGAACUCAAGGAUGCCCAGGCUGGGAAAGAGCCAGCGGGGAGCAGGGCUCACUCCAGCCACCUGAAGUCCAAGAAGGGGCAAUCUACCUCCCGCCAUAAAAAAUUCAUGUUCAAGACAGAGGGGCCUGACUCAGACUGACAUUCUCAGCUUCUUGUUCCCCCACUGAGCCUCCCACCCCCAUCUCUCCCUCCCCUGCCAUUUUGAGUUCUGGGUCUUUAAACCCUUGCUUGCAAUAGGUGUGUGUCAGAAGCACCCAGGAGUUCCGUUUGCUUUGUCCCGGGGCUCGACUGAACAAGUUGGCCUGCACUGGUGUUUUGUUGUGGGGAGGAGGAUGGGGGGUAGGACAUAACCAGCUUAGAUUUUAAGGUUUUUACUGUGAGGGAUGUUUGGGAGAUGUAAGAAAUGUUCUUGCAGGUAAGGGUUAGUUUACAAUCAGCCACAUUCUAGGUGACACCCCACUUCACCGUACUAACCAGGGAAGCUGUCCCUCACUGUUCAAUUUCCUCUAACUUCAAGGCCCAUAUCUAUGAAAUGCUGGCAUUUGCACCUACCUCACAGAGUGUGUUGUGAGGGUUAAUGAAAUAAUGUAUGUCUGGCCUUGAAACCACCUUUUAUUACAUGGGGUCUAGAACUUGACCCCCUUGAGGGUGCUCGUUCCCUCUCCCUGUUGGUCGGUGGGUUGGUAGUUUCUACAGCUGGGCAGCUGUUAAGUAGAGGGAGUUGCCAAGUCCCUGCUGGCCCGGCCAAACCCUUGUCUGAGAACCUGUUGGUGAACCUUAGCACCUAAAAGGAAAUCUCAUCCCAUCCCACACCCUGGAGGAUUUCAUCUCUUGUCUAUGAUGAUCUGGAUCCACCAAGACUUGUUUUAUGCUCAGGGUCAAUUUCUUUUCUUUUUUUUUUUUUUUUUUUCUUUGAGACUGGGUCUCACUCUGUUGCCCAGGCUGGAGUGGAGUGGCGUGAUCUUGGCUCACUGCAGCCUUUGCCUCCCCGGCUCAAGCAGUCCUGCCUCAGCCUCCGGAGUAGCUGGGACCACAGGUUCAUGCCACCACGGCCAGCCAAUUUUUGCAUGUUUGGUAGAGAUGGGGUCUCACAAUGUUGCCCAGGCUGGUCUCAAACUCCUGGGCUCAGGUGAUCCGCCUGCCUCAGCCUCCCAGAGUUCUGGGAUUACAAGUGUGAGCCACCACAUCCAGCCAGAAGGGUCAAUCUCUUUUACAUUCUGCAAGCACGUCUGCAUUUUCACCCCACCCUUCCCCUCCUCCCUUUUUAUAUCCCAUUUUUAUACCGAUCUCUUAUUUUACAAUAAAACUUUGCUGCCA
This is a messenger RNA of Chlorocebus sabaeus (green monkey), 2670 nucleotides long. It is a transcript of the gene TP53, whose product is annotated as tumor protein p53. Gene Ontology annotation, cellular component: nucleus. Gene Ontology annotation, molecular function: protein binding; RNA polymerase II cis-regulatory region sequence-specific DNA binding; DNA-binding transcription factor activity, RNA polymerase II-specific. NCBI's taxonomy places the organism in Eukaryota, Metazoa, Chordata, Mammalia, Primates, Cercopithecidae. The record is from RefSeq and is a predicted model, not a curated record. Gene Ontology annotation, biological process: regulation of transcription by RNA polymerase II; protein tetramerization; apoptotic process.